UUCAUGAUGGCAGAAAAUAAGAGAAAUCUAAAGAAGCAAAGGUCUGAGCAGAGAAGACUUCUUGCAGUAGAAGAAACGAGGAAAAGAUUUAAACACAGACUCAAAAGCUUUGUUUCUACGUGUAAGGGAAGUCACAUUGUGUUUGAAAGCGAUUCUGAUGUCGAUUCCCCACACAUGUCCGUGUACAGUGAUCAUGAACGUUUUCAGCAGCAGAGACAUACGGAAAAAAAGAAUGAAGACGUAGAGAAAGUUUUGAUGAGUGAGAAGAGGCUAGAUAGAACACACACAUACAAGAUUACGGGAAAAGUAGCUGAUGAAUGGUUGGGAUUUGGUAAUAAUAAUGAUAACGAUAAUGAUAAUGAGAGUUCAACAAGCAGUACUAGUGAUGGUAGGAGCAGUGGAGAUGAUGACCUCAUUCCCAUUAGACCACAGUUUGAGGGCAAACGUGGAGAGAAGUUAAUGAAGCUGCAGCAACGAGUCGGUCAAGACAGACGGUUUGAAGUGACUCGAGCAUUUCUUGACGAGAGUGAGAGUGAAAAUGAAGAUAAAUUUGAGAGUGAUGAUCGUGAUGAGUAUGAGAGAGAGAAGAACAUGUCAUUAGCAGUGCUGCAUUCGGUAGUGGGAAGUAGUAAAGCUUGUUUGGCAAAGAGCAAGAGCAAUAAGCAAGCAAUAUCAAUGAAACGAUUUGACCCACGAGAUGAUAAAUGUGCUGAAUUGGAAGUCAAACACCAAACCAUAUCUGAAACAGAAGACUCACAGGCAGUCAGACAACCAGACACAAGACAAGUAGUUACAAACUGCCCUCUUGUAUCAACAGAAAGGUUUUUCCAAGUAAACAGUGAUUUACAGUUUUCUGGUGACACAGGGAGCCAUAAGUUUUCUUUCUUGGAAACGCUGAAAAAAUCAACAGGAAAUUUUGAGACCGAUGCUGUCAAUAUGACUCUUGAUCGAGAGAAAUCAUCAAUGAAUGCGAGGAGAGUAAUGAAGCAGCAGGUUAGCAGUAGUGAUGAAGAAAGUGAAAUAAACGACGACCACCAAGCAGUGCUAGAAGACGAAGCACAUGAAAUUAUGGAUAAGAAUGAUAGUGAUGUCAAUGCUGAUGAAGGUUUCUUUUUCUCAUUUGAUUCUAUUGGUGAUUUUAGAGGCAGAUUGGCCAGUGGUGUGAUACAGUUCAUGAGGACAAAGUCCAUAGAAGAAAUAGAGAGUAUGUGGAAACUAAAUAGGAAGACAUUAACACAGGAUUACAAAAAGAAAAGAAAAGAUGCUUUACGCAGGAUUAGAAAGUCAAAUCACCAUCAGUCUACGAAUAAAUAAGACAGUAUUUUCCACCUAGUUUUGUAUAUUACAAGAAUCACUGU
Molecule: messenger RNA, 1358 nt
Organism: Corticium candelabrum
Lineage: Eukaryota; Metazoa; Porifera; Homoscleromorpha; Homosclerophorida; Plakinidae
Product: nucleolar protein 8-like
Exons: 1
Coding region: 4-1314 (436 amino acids)
Source: RefSeq, a predicted model, not a curated record